AUGCAAAUGCCAAGUGACACUUGUCCUACUUCACAAUUUGAUGCCACGGAGAUAGACUGGGGGUAUCUGAUUGGGCUGGUGGCUGGAGGUGGAGUGAGGAAAGGAAUAGAGGGAAUCUUAGGGAGAGAAGUAGGGAUGCUUGGCAUCGGCGGCAAGGUGGUUGUCAUGGUUGGCAAGCUUGGAAGCGGCGGCAGAGUAGUCGUGGGCAGUGUUGGUUGCAUGGUGGGCAGCGUCGGUAGUGUGGGCUGGGGCAAGGUUGUUGGGAUGGCAGGCAUUGGUGGCAUGGCGACGUUUGGCAAUGUGGGCAUGGCCGGUAGGGGAGGCAACGACGUUGGUAAAGUUGGUAUGGUGGGAAGAGACGGUAUCGAUGGCAUAGUUGUUUGA
Messenger RNA from Syzygium oleosum, 384 nucleotides. RefSeq lists its product as uncharacterized. Lineage: Eukaryota; Viridiplantae; Streptophyta; Magnoliopsida; Myrtales; Myrtaceae. The record is from RefSeq and is a predicted model, not a curated record. Bases 1 to 384 code for a protein of 127 amino acids. The transcript has 2 exons.